AUGCUCAAACAACAAUACGACCUGCAGGAACUUAAACACAAUCGGGAAAUGGAACUCAUGCAAGCCACCAUCGAUGCUCAGGAACGUGAACAAAACAGAAUAGGGAAAGACCUGCAUGACGAUCUUGGGGCACUUUUGACAGCUUCAAAAAUUCAACUCCAGCAAAUCAAACGGCUUUCCGGAGCAGAAACAUCCACCGCUCCAUACAUAGAAUUGGGAGCUGAAAUGCUCGAUCAAAGUAUUGAUCGGUUACGUGCCAUUGCAAAAAGUUUAUCCCCCCCGACCCUUGAACAUUUCGGAAUUAAAGACGCCUUGGAAGAGUAUGCCACUCAAUUUUCUUCAGCCAAAGAGAUUCAAAUCAAUACAUCCAUUCAGGAAAAACGCUAUGAUUCGGCUACAGAACUUGGGCUUUUCCGCAUGAUACAAGAGCUUGUGAACAACACCAUAAAAUAUGCACAAGCCUCAAAAAUUGAUAUCUCACUGACCUCAGAUCGUGAUUUCAUUUGGCUCAACUAUUCCGAUAACG
This is a messenger RNA of Exaiptasia diaphana, 526 nucleotides long. RefSeq names its product signal transduction histidine-protein kinase/phosphatase DegS-like. The transcript has a single exon. Gene Ontology annotation, molecular function: phosphorelay sensor kinase activity; protein dimerization activity. NCBI's taxonomy places the organism in Eukaryota, Metazoa, Cnidaria, Anthozoa, Actiniaria, Aiptasiidae. Gene Ontology annotation, cellular component: membrane. The annotation marks the transcript as partial. The record is from RefSeq and is a predicted model, not a curated record. Gene Ontology annotation, biological process: phosphorelay signal transduction system.